This is a messenger RNA of Symbiodinium sp. CCMP2592, 5721 nucleotides long. NCBI's taxonomy places the organism in Eukaryota, Dinophyceae, Suessiales, Symbiodiniaceae. The record is from the annotation of a GenBank genome assembly.
AUGACACGCUUGCCAGGACCAUUGAAGCAUGGCCCCUGCGCAAGGACGACACGCCACACGUUGUGGCUCAAGCAUGGUGCACAAAUCGAGAAGUGUACCAAGGUGAUGAGCCCAAACGCUCCACCGCAAUCCCUUUCUGCAGCGAGUGCUUCAGUGGCACCACAGCUUCAGCACUUCGACGAGCCGUCAUCAGAAAAUGUGGUACGUACGAGGAUGCAGCAGAUGUUGCAGAUUCAGGCGCCAGCCGAAGUUCUGAGAUUGCUUCAAUCAUCAGCUGCAGUAGUGGCAGACGCUAAGACCAUCAAGGACGUGCAGAGCAAUGUUCGUUUGGUGGCUCAGGAGCUUGAGGCAAGAACAGAACGAUUGGCAUCGUGCUUGUCGGAAAUUACCGGGGACCUAGAUGGGGUGAAACAUCAAUCAGAGCGUCAGGUCACCUUUGAGUCUACGAUGGAGACUCGGUUGGGUGCCCUUGAGAAUCAGAUCAUACAGUUGAGAGCUCAGGCUGCAUCAGCGGACGCGCUGAAAGAUGAAGUGGUUUCGAUGAAAGCUACAUUGUCAAGGCUUGAGCAUCAGCAACCCGAGAUACAACAAAGCGCGCAGACCAAGAGUGAAGAGAGUGAGACCCGCAUUCAGCGCAGAAUUGACGAGAUGGAUGUGUUGUUGAAACAUUUCUUCGAACGUGUGGAUGGAAAUGAGAAACUCUGUGAGAAGCUUAGACAGCGGUCGGAGGAUCUCACCAGCCGCUUUGAAACCUUGCAAACUCACGUUGAUGCGGGGUUUAGUUCGGAAUCCAGAGCUUUACCACGUCGUCCUCAACUUCAGAUGCCCCAGCAGAUUGCAGAGGAGGUGUCCGAUGAAAGGUUUGAGGAGGAGGCGAAGGCUCAGGAGAUCAUUGAAACACCAAAGCAUCGCACAACGUCAGGUGUCCAGAUGUUCCAGAUGACUCCCCAGCGUGACGGAGCCGAUGAUUCAUGGCAGAAGGAUGCUGUUGAUGAGUGGCUGGAACAGGUAGAGGGACCUGAGAUUGUGCAAUCUGUUCCUGCGGAGCCUCCAGGUCUAGGAAGUUCUGGUGCAAAGAUUCCGGCGGGACAAUGGAAAUUGAUCAAAGAUUUUCCCAAACCCACGAUUCCUCACGGAGCUGCUUGCUACACUCAGGAGGUGGAGACUGGCCAAGCAACACAUGAAAAGAUUUCAAACAAAGGGAAGGAGGCCAAAGGCAAGAGCGGCAAAGCUAAGGCGAAGGCUGAAAAAAAGGCGGCCAAAGCGGCAGCAAAAGCAGCAGCAUCAGCUAAGGGUGAUACGCCAGAGUGGUCGGAAGUAGAGCGUGGCGAUUUCUCCAGUGCAGAGUCUUCUUCAGAGGAAGAGUUUCAGGCUGAUGAAGAUCAGCACCGGCAGGUGCAACCACUUCGUCUAUGGGUGUUAAACCUGACGAUUGAAGAUUUCAUCAUGUGGACGAGACCUGGUCACAUUCAGUCACAUGCCACUUCCGAGUUCCAGAUGGAAACCAAUCCAAACUCCAUUAUGUGGCCUGUUUGGUGGACGAUUGAACAGGAUUAUCUUGAUGACAACGAACAGGGAGUGAUCCCUGUGACGGAAGAUGUGGUGAUGUUGAGGUGCGAUGUGACACCAGUGUUGUUUGAGGAUGGCAUCAUUCUGAAUGUCUUUGUGGUGUGGCUCCUUGAGGAGGAGACUGGAAGAGAGCGCAGGGUUGCAGUGAUUAGAGGGCCAGUUCGUCCCAUUGUCACUCCGUGGCCAAAUCGGGAACUGAGUACAGCAGCCUCAGCAAGCAGCCCUCCAGUUGCGAAGGCACCGACGAUCACGGCUGCAGCUUACGCUUGGAGAGCAAACGAGAUUCAGGCGAUUGAAGCUGUCACCGCAGUACCCAAAGCAGCAGCGAAAGCAGAGUUGAGCGAGGCUGUGUGGAAUGAAGAGGCAUACCGCAUGACAGCCGAAGAGAGCGAGGAGAUCGCAAAGGCAAUUUGGGAGUCAGCCCACGGUCAUAAGCGCAAGUGCAGGAGAUUGACUCCGGAAGAGAUCGGUGAGGGCACUUUGUCCAUGGACCUGUCAGGUCCCCAUCCAGCCGCAUUUUCAGGACAUCGCUACUUCAUGGUUGCAAACUUGAGCAGAAAGGCAGUGCUGGAGGCCACGUUCCUGCGGCGAUGUAGGGCACUGAAACUUCUAAUCCCGAGGGACCGCCCAAGAAUGGGCGACACAGUGUUCGUGCGAAAGCCGACAAGCUCCGUGGGGCAUCCAUUCGAACCUAGGGCAGAGGAGGGCCUAUUCCUGGCCAAUGAUGAGCGAACGCCUGGUGGGGCUCGGGUUCUGGUAACGCGGGACGGUAGGACCGCUGUGCGUGUGACGCAGAUGCCAGUUCUUAAGGACAUUGAGGCGAUCAGAUGGCGAAUUGAACGAGGACCUCAAGAUCAAGCAGUUUGGGUGAGCACCACUGGGGAUGUGAGGUGGAAUGCUCCACCUUCAGACAUGAUUACGGUCGAAGAGUCGGUAGGGGAAAUCCAGCCGUGGAACGACGGGAACACCGCAUCUGAGAUCAUCAGGGAGCGCUUCAAAAAACAUUUGGUGCCCGAGGCUGAGAAGCACUUGUUUGGAUUGUUUGGUCAUGGAUUCUUGGUGACUCCUGUGGAAAAAGAAGAACCUGACGGCGAAGCCAGGGUUUUCGUAGCUUGCUGGCUGCUUGGGCACGCACGUCGGGCCGCGGGGAAAGUGGAAAAGCACGUGCUGGAACAUCGGGCCUGGCUCGGGAUGCCUGGGUGGUGCGAGUCGGGUCGGGGAAAGUGGAAAAGCACGCGCUGGAACAUCGGGGAUGCCUGGGUGGUGCGAGUCGGGCCGGGGAAAGUGGAAAAGCACGUGCUGGAACAUCGGGGGAAGUCCAGGGAUGCCUGGGAGGUGCGAGUCGGGCCGGGGAAAGUGGAAAAGCACGCGCUGCAACAUCGGGCGGGGGAUGCCUGGGUGGUGCGAGUCGGGCCGGGGAAAGUGGAAAAGCACGUGCUGGAACAUCGGGGGAAGUCCAGGGAUGCCUGGGUGGUGCGAGUCGGGCCGGGGAAAGUGGAAAAGCACGUGCUGGAACAUCGGGCCGGGGAUGCCUGGGUGGUGCGAGUCGGGCCGGGGAAAGUGGAAAAGCACGUGCUGGAACAUCGGGGGAAGUCCAGGGAUGCCUGGGAGGUGCGAGUCGGGCCGGGGAAAGUGGAAAAGCACGUGCUGGAACAUCGGGGGAAGUCCAGGGAUGCCUGGGUGGUGCGAGUCGGGCCGGGGAAAGUGGAAAAGCACGUGCUGGAACAUCGGGGGAAGUCCAGGGAUGCCUGGGUGGUGCGAGUCGGGCCGGGGAAAGUGGAAAAGCACGUGCUGGAACAUCGGGCGGGGCUCGGGAUGCCGGUGGUGCGAGUCGGGCCGGGGAAAGUGGAAAAGCACGUGCUGGAACAUCGGGCUCUCCCUCUUUGUGCUCGGUCUGCCUGGGACGUGCUUCGUGACUCUUUGGGCAUGGAGAUGAGUGAGUCCAAGGUUAGGCCAACCUGGUCCGGCAUCCCCCUGGAUGCUCUUCCGCAGCACAUCACCAAAAAGAUUUUCGAAGUGUUGAGUCCCGCAGUGCAGCGAGAGUAUAUGGAGGUGGCAGCGACGGAGGCCGCAGGGUAUAUCUACUACCGUAACCUCAGGAACAGCCUGGGAAAGCCAGACGUGUGGGAUGCUGUGACGAGUGCUGAGAAGCUUGAGUUCGUGCCCCAGAACCCUAUCCAGAUACUGCGAGCUCAGACGGAGGCAUGGCACCGCCUCUUGGAAGGGGGAUUGCAGCCACUUGCCCGGCAUGUCUUAUGUGUUCUUUCCACGGACACUCACUGGGCCCUGGCAGCCGGCCGACGUGCUGAAAGGGAGCUUCUAGUCUUUGACGGGCUUCAGUUGCCCGGCAUCUUGGACCUUGCUGAGGCUGUCGCAGAGCAUGCACGUGAGCGUUGGGGCCAGGAGAUGAUUGUGGUGCCUAUGAAGGUGCCUCGACAGGAGGACUCGUGGAGUUGCGGACAUCGCGUGCUGGCUGCUAGCCAGUGGGUGCUUAAAGAACGAUGCAGCUCGUGGCCUCUGCAGCCCGAGGAGGGUUGCCUGGCUUUGUUGGAUUCUCAGGCAGGCGUCAAGAAGGAGGCAAAGGAGGAGGAGGAGGAGAUCAGGGACGAUGACCAGGCUUUGGUGGCCAAGUCCGGCCAGAAACGGCCACAGCUGCUGGAUGACGACGACGAGGACGAGGAUGCUGACCCAGCAGAACCAGCACGCAAACGGAGGCGAAAGCUGACCGCCAAGCAGGAAAAGCAGCAGAUCAUCGACCAGGGCAAGAAAAAGGCUGCCGAAGGGGGUGUGACCUUCAACAAGAACUUUCAGUCAGUGCACAGCAGCAACAAGGAUGCUUGUCCUGAAGGGCAUUGGGUGAAGUUCUUGACUGCACUUGGCAAGCAGAGCAGCAUGAGUUGCAAGUCGUGCCGACAGCUACGUGACUUGAUCCAGGCUCCGGCUGGCCAAGAAGUCGUACCUGUGCAGGCCGAGCAGGCAGUGGUAGUCGGCCCGGCACUGCCGCAGCGCACGAUCAAUGACGAAUGCAGAGCACUUGCAAACAUUGUUUUACAGGAAUUCGAAAACACCAAGACGAAAUAUGUGAUCUACUCCAACAAGGUGGAACAGCAGAUGAUCAAGGAUGAGGCAACAUCUCAGCGAUUGAUGGUCACAGAAGCUGCGGAUGCAGGGGUGUUCGUGAAUCCAUCGACUCCGGAGUGGGAGCUCAACAAGUGGAUGGCAGGACUCAACAAGGAGCUAGACACCAUGGAAACCAAGAAUGUGCUGGAGAAAGUUCGGCAGAGCGACUUCUCAAAUGCAAAGCCAGUUCCGAGUAAGCUGGUGUUAACCAAGAAGCCAAUGGAGGAUUCGGAGAUAAUCAUCAAAUCGGACAUGGGUGCUUCGGAAAUCGCUGCUCUCAUUCAGCAAGCUUGGAAUCCUAGAGUCCGGCUAGUUGCUUGUGGAAACUUCGAGAAGGACUCAAAGGCACAUGAUCCAGAAAACUUUGCAGGAAAUCCAGGUGCGGAGACCGUGAGAAUCUUGCUUUCACUACUGGCGAGGCGUCCCACCAACAUGACGGCGGUGGUCCUGGACAUCUCAUGCGCAUUGCUGAAUGCCAGACUUGAUCGAAGUCCGGAUGCGAAACCGGUGCUCAUUCAGCCGCCGAGUAUCCUGUACAAGCUCGGCCUCCUUGAAAAGGGCUUUAUCUGGCGUGCUCGGAAAGCGAUUUACGGAUUGCGGAGGUCCCCCCGUCAGUGGGAGAUAAAGCGAAAUGGGACAUGGUUGAUUCGGGAUUCGAGUGGCGAGAUCCAGGGCGCAAUGGUCAUGUACGUGGAUGACGCGCUGAUCAUUGGUGAUUUGGAAAUUUGCGCCAGGCUGAAGGCAAAGCUGUCGAGUUUGUGGGACUUGAAGGUUCAAGGAAUCCUCCAAAAUCCUCACAUGAACCUGGUGGUUGGGGAAACAAUCAUGCUGGAAAAUACGCCCGUUAAUGUGAAGGAUGAGCUAUCUUUCCUCGGCAUGAAGAUUGGAAGGGAUGCCACCGGGAUCUACUUGCAUCAACACGCUUGGAUUUCCACAAAGUUAAAGAAACGUGGAUGGAGCACGAUGGGGGGUUGUGAUAAUUUUUUUUUUUUUACGCGCCUUUUUCCGUCAGCAGGAAGGUCCCGCUCCUAG